AUGAGAAUCUGGCAACAGUUUCACCUGGCUUCUGCUUCCCAAAUAAACAAACAAGCAGUCCCGGGACCCUGCGAGCUCUCCUCCCCGGCGCCGCCCGAGAGCGUUGCGCUCCGCCCCCUCUCGCCCCCUCCAGCCAAUCGAGCCCGGCCGUGGUGCCCCCGCCCGGCCGCCCUCUCCUCCGCCCCUCUCGAACUUCUCCCGAUACUCCCCCCACCCCCAGUCCGUGCCUCCGUGGAGUCCCCGUUAGGACCAGCGUGGCCAGGGGCCCCGCCUCCUCCCGUGGGUCCUCCCGAGACCCACAGCCCGGGAGAUUCUCCCAGAGGGUCUAGGAGGGGUUGGAGGCGGCUCCACCUCUCGGGCCGGCCACCCCCUCCCUCGCACACCUCUGCGGGCGGCGGCUCGCGCCCCUCUGCUGCGCUUGUAGCAGGAGCCGCAGCGGCAGCCGCGUGA
Dama dama (fallow deer) is the source of this 450-nucleotide messenger RNA. RefSeq lists its product as uncharacterized. The record is from RefSeq and is a predicted model, not a curated record. The transcript has a single exon. NCBI's taxonomy places the organism in Eukaryota, Metazoa, Chordata, Mammalia, Artiodactyla, Cervidae. Bases 1 to 450 code for a protein of 149 amino acids.